AUGGCUAUCCUGCAGAUCAUAUCCGCUCUUACAGUUCUAUGGAUCUCCUUGGGUUUCCUCAGGCGGCGUCUCUAUCCAACAGUACUAGAAAAUGUUCCGGGGCCUCCUGGCGAGUCUUGGAUUGCAGGCUCUUUGAAUUAUAAGUCGGAUAGGCUCCUCGUAUUCGAUCAGAAGGCCAUGUACCAUGUUUUGGUCAAGGACUAUAACAUCUAUGAAGAAACAGACUCUUUUAUCGAGGGAAAUAAAAUUAUGUUUGGACAUGGCAUAUUCACUUCGCUAGGGGACGAACAUAGGCGCCAUAGGAGGAUGUUGAACCCUGUCUUCUCAAGUGCUCAUAUGCGACAAAUGGACGUGUUCCUCAACAAGGUUCAGAAUGGGCCACAAGAGGUGGACGUUGUCAAUUGGAUGACACGCCUGGCGUUGGAACUCAUUGGGCAAAGCGGUCUCGGUUACUCGUUCGACGAAUUAACCGAAACCAGCCCUCAACAUAAAUAUGGUUUGAUGUCGAAGAAACUUGUUACCAUGCAAGGGGACGAAUUUGUCCGAGACUGGGUUAUGCCGAGGCUCACUAGAAUUGGCACACCUGCGUUCCGUAAAUUUCUGGUCGAUUUGAUGCCGUUUGAGGCAAUUGCUGGCAUGAAAGAGAUCGUGAAUGUCUUGCACGAUACCUCCGUGCUGAUCUUUGAAACGAAGAAAAAGGCAUUAGCUGAGGGAGAUGAAGCCGUGCAAAACCAGAUUACUUUUACUAUAUUCGUUAAUCCUCUUUCCAUGAAACGAAACGUCCUGGCGUCAGAUGAAGACAAGCUCUCUGACGAGGAGGUUUUGGCACAAAUCACCUCGUUGACGUUCGCUGCAACUGAUACUACCUCCGGGGCUCUGUCCCGUAUUCUUCACCAGUUGGCUAUCCACAAAGACGCCCAAGACAGGGUCAGAGAAGAAAUCAAAGAAGCGAGACGGGAGAAUGGUGGACAAGACAUUGGCUAUGACGAAUUGGCUACACUACCCUACCUUGACGCGGUAUGCAGAGAGACUCUCCGGCUUUAUCCCCCGAUUUCAUGGGUUCCAAGAGAGGCCAAUGAAGAUGUUAUACUUCCUCUAUCCAAGCCGAUCAGAGGUUUGAAUGGCGAAGAAAUUCGGGAAAUACCUGUUCCCAAGGGGACCAAUGUCAGCGUCUCACUUCUAGCAGCUAACAGAGACCCAGAUCUGUGGGGACCUGACGCACUUGAAUGGAAACCUGAGAGGUGGUUGAACCCUCUUCCUGAAGCUUUGGUCGAAGCCCAUGUACCCGGAAUAUACUCACAUUUGAUGACAUUCCUGGGAGGCGGUCGGUCCUGUCUUGGAUUCAAAUUUUCCCAACUGGAGAUGAAGGUUGUCCUCACUUUGUUGCUGGAAAAUCUUGAAUUUUCGCUCAGCAAACAACCGAUUAUCUGGCAAAUGUUUGCCAUAUCCACACCCAACGUCGAUCCCGACAGUGUGAUACCCACCAUGCCGAUGAUCAUCAGCAUGGCUAAGUAG
Psilocybe cubensis is the source of this 1515-nucleotide messenger RNA. RefSeq lists its product as uncharacterized. The coding region runs from base 1 to 1515 and encodes 504 amino acids. Lineage: Eukaryota; Fungi; Basidiomycota; Agaricomycetes; Agaricales; Agrocybaceae. The record is from RefSeq and is a predicted model, not a curated record. The transcript is spliced from 16 exons. Gene Ontology annotation, molecular function: monooxygenase activity; oxidoreductase activity, acting on paired donors, with incorporation or reduction of molecular oxygen; heme binding.